Molecule: messenger RNA, 1311 nt
Organism: Trichoderma gamsii
Lineage: Eukaryota; Fungi; Ascomycota; Sordariomycetes; Hypocreales; Hypocreaceae
Exons: 4
Coding region: 1-1311 (436 amino acids)
Source: RefSeq, a predicted model, not a curated record
AUGAAGUUGAUCAGCCGACUAAGUGUUGAGUUUACUCACGAUAUCAAGCAUGAGUACGCCAGGGGGGCAUCGUGUAACCACCGUGAAGAUCAACAGCCAAAGCUCAAAAGUGAGCUAGACAAGGUCAAUUUUCAGCUUAGGAACACGAUCGUUAGGCUUCAAUUUGACUUUGGCGGACAAGUAAACUACGGCACGGGCUUCUUCAUUAACCUACCUUCUACCAAGUAUGAUGUUAUCCUGACGGCAGGCCACAAUCUCAUUAGCGAGGAGAAAGUCAAGGCUCGGAAUCUGACAGUUAUCUACCAUGGCAACCAUAAGGAGAAGGUGACUGAAUUCAAGAUCUGUCCCCAGUAUGAGGAGUCUCUUGGAACGAACCCCAGGCUACCCACCCACGUCAAUUAUGAUUACGGUGUCAUUCUAUUACCAAAAGACGAGGGCCAGGCAGAUAAGAGGUUGGGCCUAGGAUUGGAUCUUAGCCUCAAUAUUGACCCCUCUUUACAGGGCUUGAGGGAUGCAUUCGUCAGCGGUUAUGGAGAUGGGGUUGGCAGUAUGACUCUUCGAACGUGCUUCAGUCCCCUCAAAGGAUUGGGAAACAAAAUUGAAUACUACCUGGAGUCGAAAGAACAGGGCAUGAGUGGAUCACCUAUAUGGGUGACACACGAUGGUCAGAUGACUGUUAUUGGAAUUCAUAAUACGACUCCCGAAAAGAAAGGUGCGAGAGGCAUAGGAACAAGGAUCACGGAAGAAGUGUUUCGUACGCUGUGCCUCUGGACACAAUCUGGUUUCUUCGAUAGACGAUUUUGCGCUCCCGGCGGGAAAACCAAAUCACACAACACAUAUCUGUCUUUUUCUCAGAAUGAAGACUCUGCCAGUGUUUUUCUGGGAUCUUCUUCUGCGGCCGCCGAUAGGAAUAACUUGACGUUCGAUAUUGUACCAGCAUACAUCUUCCCCAAAUGGGCAAACAGAUCUCCCCUUUACGCAUUCAAGUUCCGCAAGCCACCUUCUUGUAGUGACAGGAAGAAAUGUUGGGUUGAGUGGCAACCAGCAACUCAACAAGCUGUACUGGUUGAAACUCUGAAGGAUAUACACUUCGUCAGGCUCAUCCAGCGGCCAAGAUUUAAAGCAGCGAGAUAUUUUCUUCUCCUUCCAGACAUACCCAAAGAUGGGGGAGACGGCCAAGAGCUGAGACUAUAUGACGAUGACCGAGACCAAAGCGAUAUUGACGUUGGAAAGACAGAAUUUGGGGGAGUGUCCUUUGGAGAAUUCAAAGAGCGUGGUAUUGUUGGAAGUCGAACAUUCAUGAUUGAAUAA